This is a messenger RNA of Bacidia gigantensis, 3006 nucleotides long. RefSeq lists its product as uncharacterized. Bases 1 to 3006 code for a protein of 1001 amino acids. The record is from RefSeq and is a predicted model, not a curated record. Gene Ontology annotation, cellular component: membrane. NCBI's taxonomy places the organism in Eukaryota, Fungi, Ascomycota, Lecanoromycetes, Lecanorales, Ramalinaceae. Gene Ontology annotation, molecular function: ABC-type transporter activity; ATP binding; ATP hydrolysis activity. The transcript is spliced from 2 exons. Gene Ontology annotation, biological process: transmembrane transport.
AUGUCGGAUCAUGUCGCAUCUGCAUCGUCAAUCGUUUCCCAGGCAUUGUCGAAUCUACCGCUAAUUCAAGUAUUUGGGGCAAGCCACCGUCUGGAGAAGAAACUGACCACAAUUCUUUGCGAUGUGCAAACAGAAGGUCUCAAGAAAGCUGCCGUAGCUGCGACACAGUUUGGCACUAUGUUUCUAAUUGCAUACUCUGGCAAUGCCAUCGCUUUCUGGCAAGGAAGCAAAGAAAUAGCCGAUACAGUCGAUGGUCGUGGCGCUGGCGUCACAGUCGGGUCAAUCUAUACAGUCAUCUUCCUCCUACUCGAUGGUACAUUCAGGUUCCUGAUGAGAUUACCUUCCACUAACACCGCCGCUUCUGCUCGCAGCUUAGAGAAAGUUUUGAAACGGCAAUCUAACAUCAAUGGGACAUCGCGCAGCUCGGGCACAUCCCCUCAAGCAAUCGUGGGUAGUAUCUCUCUAGAUGCAGUCACAUUCGCCUAUCCCUCCCGGCCAGAAGUCGAUGUACUAAAAUCCGCUUCGAUGAACUUCCCAGCAGGGAAGCAUUCGGCUAUAGUAGGCGUCUCAGGUAGUGGUAAAUCCACGCUAGCUGCCCUUGUGACCCGACUUUACGACCCUCACCAGGGCAAAGUCUUGAUUGAUGGACAAGACAUCCGAGAAAUGAAUGUGAGGUAUUUGCGCAGCUAUGUAGGAUUGGUAUCACAAGAACCUACGCUUCUCAAUCGCUCAAUCCUCGAAAACAUUGCCCUCGGUCUAGUGAGCUCCGUGAACCAUGACUUCGAAGCGGCACUGCUUGACUCGAAAUUGAACGUCUUUACACAAGAGGUUCGUAAGGGCCAAGACUUUGAAGCCGCUUUGCAGAAUCAAUCGUUGUCGGUCAGGACAAUUGUCGACAAAGUUCGUAGCGCCGCGGACCUGGCUGACGCAGAUCUCUUUAUUAAGGGUCUUGAGCAUGGCUACGCAACGUGCAUAGGCUCCAAAGGCAACGAGCUGAGCGGAGGACAGAAGCAAAGAAUUGCGUUGGCUCGUGCUCUCGUGAAAGAUCCAGUCAUUUUAAUCAUGGAUGAGGCGACUUCAGCCUUAGACUCCAAAACCGAGCAAAAUAUUCAAAGCUCACUAGAUGGUAUGCGGAAAAGCCGAACGACAAUCACGGUCGCCCACAGACUUGCAACAGUAAAAGAUGCCGAAAACAUUAUAGUCAUGCGCGACGGACAGGUAAUUGAACAGGGAUCACAUCAGGAUCUCCUGGCAAGUGGAGGCGCUUAUGCGACAUUGACCGACACUCAAUCUCUGCAAUUGACAGGACUAGUAUCUCCUAACAUGUCAGAUGAGUCCUCAGAAACGCUUGUACCCAUUGGUUCUGGCGCUGAAGUCGUGCCUGAUGACAUUGGUGACGAAAAGCAAGAACUCACAAAGCCCUCAGUAGUCGAAGCAAAUGGUCAGAGUGACACUGCUCACGUCGAUAAAGAAAGGUAUAUUCUUCAAACAAUACGUACCUAUACUCGUCUUGCUCGCCCUCAAUUGCUCAUCAUCUUCGUUGGGCUUAUCGGCGCCAUCGUCGCAGGAGGCUCAUACUCCUCAGAGGCAGUCAUUUUUGGCACUGUGGUUGGCCGACUAAACCCAUGCGAAGGUAGUUCGAGUAUUCGAGCCACAGGGAAUCUAUUUGGACUUCUCUUUUUCGUCCUAGGUCUAGCUGAAUUCUUCGCCAAUGUUGUCGCUGGUUCGGCUUUCGGACGUGUAGCAGAGAAGAUGGUAUUCAAGGUUAGAAUACUUACGUUUCGCUCUUUGUUUCAUCAAGACAUUACAUGGCACAACUCCGAGGGACGCACCCCAUCGUCUCUGCUCUCGCACUUUACUAGCGACACCAACGCCUUAGCCGGCUUGUCAGGUACGAUUGUGGGAACAAUACUGACGAUUCUCGUCAACCUGAUUGCAAGCAUCCUCCUCACUCACAUUGUGGCAUGGAAGAUUGCCAUAGUCCUCCUUGCGACUUUGCCAAUUCUACUUGGCUCUGGUGUCAUGCGUCUGAGAGCGCUCGCAAAGUUUCAGGAUCGUCAUCAAGCCGUUUACGCCACAUCUAUUGGAAUCACCGUUGAAGCAGUAGAGUCCAUCAAGACCAUUGCCACACUUUCUCUGGAAGAAGAAUUCUACAACACCUACAAGAGAUCUCUCGCCGGCCCUUACAAAGCCAGCUUCCGCGAGAUCGCAUACACCAACUUCUGGCUAGCCACAGCAUACAGUGUCAGCAACCUGAUCUACGCCUUAGCUUACUGGUGGGGAUCGAAGCAAAUCCUGAAUGGGAACUAUACGCAAACGCAGUUCUUUAUAGUACUUCCAGCACUACUCUUCAGCGCGCAGUCAUGCGGUCAGAUGUUCGCCUUAGCACCCGAUGUAUCGAACGCAGCCAUGGCUGCCCAAAGGCUCGUGAAAAUCAUGAAAAUCGGCCCUACCAGACCAGACACAUCAUCCGCCCUAUCUCUACCAUCAGACCUCUCCGAAAAGAUUGACUCCGGAGACCUAGAAGCAAACUCGCAAGCCACCACUCCAUACCCCACGCCCCCCAACACGCACGGCAGCAGCAUCAAAAUCCGUAACCUGAGCUUCCACUACCCGCACAAUCCCAAUCACCCCAUCCUUCACGACCUGAACCUCGACAUCCCAUCGGGCUCAUACUGCGCCCUAGUCGGCCCCUCCGGCGGCGGCAAAUCCACCAUAAUAUCCCUCCUCUCCGCCCUCUACGCCCCCACAUCCGGCACCAUCGCCAUCGACAACCACGCCUUCCCCUCCCCCUCCCCCCUCCUCCUCCACCUCCACCUCCACAUCCGCCUACCGCUCCACCCUCUCCCUCGUCCCCCAAACCAACACCCUCUUCAACGACAGCGUAGCCUUCAACAUCUCCCUCGGCGCCCCACCAGGCCAGGACGCCAGCAACUCCGAAAUCCACAGCGCCGCUCGCCUCGCGAACAUCCACGAGCUGAUCAUGUCGCUGCCGGACGGGUAUGA